Molecule: messenger RNA, 1695 nt
Organism: Acanthosepion pharaonis
Lineage: Eukaryota; Metazoa; Mollusca; Cephalopoda; Sepiida; Sepiidae
Source: the annotation of a GenBank genome assembly
AUGGUAAUUGCUCCGAUUAGCUUCGUUCGCUGGUUCCCAGACUUCACGAAUUCAAGCAUCCUACGAGGCUGGCAUCCCACUCUCACCCUUUCACUGUUGAAACUGUUAAAUGUAGCCGUCUCGUCUACUCCAAUAGCUUCAUAUCUUGUACCUCUCGCCUGUGGAACUCCCUUCCUUAUUCCUGUUUCCCUGAUAGCUAUAAUCUCCAACUAUUCAAAUGUAAUGUCAAUCGACAUUUCCAGUUGCCUUGAUCUACCUCCUAUCCUUCUCUUCAUCCUUUCCGCUAUCAUUCCUAUCUGCUCUUGCUCCAAAUGCUCUAUAACCCCUUGCGCUACCCAUCAAUCCUUCCUGUCUGUUCUAAUUGGUCAAUGUUUCUCUCUUUCUCCUAUUUUUUCAUCUGCUGACCUUUUAUCCUUUUCUGUUUCAACUUUGUUCUCUUUUUCUGCUUCAAAACUCUCUGCCCUAUUUUUUCCCUUUUCCAUUCAAUUUUUAAAUUUUUCAUUUGCUUUUUGUUCCUAUUUCUUGCUUUCUUUUCUCUCUUCUUUGCUUUUUCUUUCCUCUAUUUUCAAUCUCAUUACUUUCACUUUCCUCUAUUUGUCCCCUAUUACUUUCACUUUGCUCACUUUCGUUCCUCAUUUUGUUCACUUUCCCCGCUUUCCUCAUUACUUUCACUUUCCAAACUUUUGUUCCUGUUUACUUUCACUUUCCUCUAUUUUGAUCCCUGUUACUUUCACUUUCCUCUUUUGUUCCUUAUUACUUUCACUUUCUUCCAUUUUGAUCCUUCAUCAUUUCAUUUUCUUCUCUUUCAUUCCUUGUUACUUUCACUUUCCUUUCUUUGUUCUUUAUUACUUUCCUUUUCCUUUCUUUUGUUCCUCAUUACUUUCACUUUCCUCUUUUUUUUCCAUGUUACAUUCACUUUCCUCUCUUUUGUUCCUUGUUAUUUUUACUUUCCUCUCUUGUUCCUUGUUACUUUCACUUUCUAUUUUAAUCCUCAUUACUUUCACUUUCCUCUCUUUUGAUUAUCAUUCCUUUCACUAUUUUCUAAUUUUUAUUCCUUUGUUUGCAUUUUCUCUGCAAAUAUGUUCCUUAAUUCUUCCUUAUGUUUUGUCCAUUAAUUUCAAGCUUUUAUUUUUUCUUUCUUUAUUUUUGCUCAUUUUUUUGUCUGUUUUAAUGUUCUUCUUUCUUGUCUCAUUUUAUUUUUCCUUUUUUUAUUUUUUCUUUCUCCCACUUCUUGUUUUAUUACUUUCACUUUCCCCCAUUACUUGCUUUGUUUUAACUUUCGCUUUCAGCCAACCCUCUUUUUCCUUUCUCAUGCCAGUAGGUGAAAGAGACACCACUCUCUCUCUCUCUCAGCUUCCAUCUUUAUCCCAAACCUCAACAACAACCCCUUCACCAACCUCACAAAUACAUACUUCCAUUCAGUUUUACAUUUUCUCCUCCCACUCCAAUCUUCUUUCUCUCUCUAAAUUAUUUAUUUUUCACACCAAUCUCUCUUCUCUCAACUCCCUCCCACCAUCCUUUCAUACUCACCAUCUCUCCUUUCUCUCCACCCAUUUUUUGCUCUCCAUCUAUCUAUCCGGCUCUCUCUCUCUCUCUCCCCUACCCACAAAGCCAACCAACCAACGGAUGGAUGGACAAGCCAAUGGACCAACCAGCCACCCCCAUCCAACUGAUCCGAUGUGGGAGACUCUCUGA